Molecule: messenger RNA, 1832 nt
Organism: Hibiscus syriacus
Lineage: Eukaryota; Viridiplantae; Streptophyta; Magnoliopsida; Malvales; Malvaceae
Product: ferrochelatase-2, chloroplastic-like
Exons: 8
Coding region: 287-1282 (331 amino acids)
Biological process (GO): heme biosynthetic process
Molecular function (GO): protoporphyrin ferrochelatase activity
Source: RefSeq, a predicted model, not a curated record
AAAAGGGAAGGAUGAGGAUGAAAACGACCGAAGACGAUUUUAUAGAGUGGUUGUGUCAUUCAGUUCUCAGGUGUCUCUCUCCCACCUCCCACUCUUCCCUUCCCUUCCUUUGGAUUAAAAAUGGAGGACAACGCUUAAUCAUUAUCUGUCAAAGAAACUAAAAAGCAAGCGAUUGGCUUUGCUUUGCACCUCUAAUCUCGGGUUCCUCACUUUUACUCUUUGAUUGUUUUUGUUUAGGGAUUUGGGGUUCCAUUUCUUUGUGUAAUUGAAGACUUAAUACAACGCAAUGAGAAGUGGAAGAAUUCAGAGCUCUGCUUCCUGUUCAGCAUCAUCUUCUUCCACAUUCCCUCAUCCUCCAUGCCUCACCUCUGCUUCUCGCCGUUGCAAGUUCCCUCGUCUGUUGUCGCCUCGAGCUCUUUCUCUCUCUCAAAGGGUGUCUGGAAAUUGCCUAGUGCCCGAGACGACUCAGUUCUCAUUUUCUAAACAGUCUAAUAUCAUUAUCAAUAAGAAACAUUUGUUUCACGAGGGAGUGGGAGCUUUGGAGACUUCAAACACUCAAGCUGUCUCCACUGGGCCUCUUAUUGGCGAGGAAAAGAUUGGAGUCUUGUUGUUGAACCUUGGAGGUCCCGAGACCCUUGACGAUGUGCAGCCCUUCUUGUUUAACCUUUUCGCCGACCCGGAUAUUAUACGGCUACCAAGGUUGUUUCGUUUUUUGCAAAGGCCCUUGGCAAAGUUUAUAUCUGUUCUUAGAGCACCAAAGAGCAAGGAAGGCUGUGCUUCAAUUGGUGGUGGUUCUCCUCUUCGACGAAUAACUGAUGCUCAGGCUGAAGAGUUAAGAAAUUCACUAUGGGAAAAGAAUGUCCCUGCUAAAGUAUAUGUUGGUAUGCGUUAUUGGCAUCCAUUCACUGAAGAAGCAAUUGAGCAGGUGGUAAUAUUUUUUAGCGCGCAUGGGGUGCCACUUGCAUAUGUAGAAGAGGCAGGUGAUCCUUACAAGGCAGAGACGGAAGAAUGUGUGGACUUGAUAAUGGGGGAAUUAGAGAAGAGGAAGAUCAUAAAUGCAAACACUCUUGCUUAUCAGAGCAGAGUUGGGCCUGUGGAAUGGUUGAAGCCCUACACUGAUGAGACAAUAAUUGACCUAGGGCGAAAAGGAGUUAAAAGUCUUCUGGCCGUACCAAUUAGCUUUGUAAGCGAGCAUAUUGAAACUCUUGAAGAGAUUGAUGUCGAGUAUAAAGAAUUGGCUUUAGAAUCCGGUAUACAAAUUGGGGCCGUGUUCCUGCAUUAGGAUGUGAAGCAAUGUUCAUUUCAGACUUGGCAGAUGCUGUAAUUGAGAGUCUUCCAUAUGUGGGAGCUAUGGCAGUUUCAAAUCUUGAAGCUAGACAGUCAUUAGUUCCCCUGGGCAGUGUGGAGGAGUUAUUGGCAACUUAUGAUUCACAACGAAGGGAGCUCCCACCACCUGUGACAGUUUGGGAAUGGGGUUGGACGAAAAGUGCUGAAACUUGGAAUGGCAGAGCAGCCAUGCUGGCAGUGCUUGUGCUGUUGCUACUAGAGGUCUCAACCGGAGAGGGAUUUCUGCAUCAGUGGGGGAUAUUGCCCUUGUUCCGCUAAAUCCGACACUCUAGUAAUGAAGAUAAGUGUAAAUUUUGAUAUGAUAAGCAGCAACUUAUAUACAUUGUAUUAGAGAAUAUGUUCAUAGGUAAAAUACGUGGGAAUUGGGUGUCGAGAUUCAAUGCAUUAAUCACCCACUGAUUCAGGGAAUAGUUUUCAAACACAAUAAGCUCUGCCUGCAAAUUUAUUUGUGGGUGAAAACUGAAAAGGGAAUGUGUUUCAUAAUA